AAGAUGGAUGGAUGGAUGUUUAAACACUGAAUGAAAGCAUUUCUGAAGAGAUAAUGAACGAGAGCAAAUAUGUCUGAUACAACUCCAGGACCACAUGUUGUUAUGAUGACACACAGUUUCUCAAGCUGCAAAUAAUUAUCUUCCCCCCACUAAAUGAACAAGCGGCAGUGACGUCACCCUGCAGCACCGGACAGGGCGUCCUCCAGGAACAACCGAACAACCGACCGGACUGACACAUCACAUCCACUGCAAAGCCGCUCAACAACACAGCUUUCCACUAAUUUAUCACUUAGUCACUUUUGACAGCGCGAUCUUGGAUUAAAAUGGGGAACGUGCAGCCCACCCUUGUCCCAUAUGAGGAUUUUGAUGUCACUGCUGAUAUCAAGGCUAUCAGAAAAGCCUGUAAAGGUCUAGGGACGGAUGAAGAAGUCAUUGUUCAGAUCCUGGCCAAUCGCUCUGCAGCUCAGCGUGUGGAGAUCAAGCAGGCCUACUUUGAGAAGUAUGAUGACGAGUUGGAGGAAGUCCUUAAGAAGGAGCUGACAGGUAGUUUUGAGAAGGCCACCGUAGCCAUGUUGGAGCCUCCUAAUGUUUACUUUGCCAAGGAGCUGAGGAAGGCCAUGAAGGGGGCGGGAACGGACGAAGACGUGCUCGUCGAGAUCCUGUGCACGGCCACCAAUGAGGAUAUUAUGAGCUACAAGGAGACUUACGCCGCUGUGCAUGAGCGUGAACUGGAUGCAGACAUUGAAGAUGACACCAGUGGAGACGUGAGGAACCUGCUGACGUCACUGCUGCAGGCGAGUAGAGACGAGGGCUAUGAGGUGGAUGAGGAUUUAGCCGAACAGGAUGCCACAUCUUUGGUUGAGGCAGGAGAAGGCAGAUUUGGCACUGAUGAGACCACCUUCAACUUCAUCCUGACUCACAGGAACUACAUGCAGCUUCAGGCCACCUUUAAGAUCUAUGAGUCGCUUUCAGGGACCGACAUUUUGGACACCAUUAACUCUGAAGCAACAGGAACUCUCAAAGAAUGCUACAUUACUCUAGUCAGGUGUGCUAAGAACCCGCAGCUGUAUUUUGCCCGACGCCUUAAUGCCGCCAUGAAGGGAGCGGGUACUGACGAGGACACGCUCAUUCGCAUCAUUGUAGGCCGCUCUGAGUUCGACCUGGAGACAGUGAAGGACAUGUACCUGGAGAAAUACGAUGUUACCCUGAAAGACGCUCUGGAUUCAGAGUGCAGUGGAGACUUUAAACGCCUCCUCAUCGAAAUCCUGCACUAAAACAUCUCUUCUUCUUACAGGCCUGGAACAACAUAUGUAAUAACUAAACAAAAUCUAAUACAUUUUCACUUUACUCUGCAGAAAUUAUUGUAAUUAUUUGCUGCAAUCUGGACACAAUAUGAAAAGAAUAAUUUUCUAAAAUAUAUUACAAACAUGUAAAAAUUAUUUACUACAGAUUUGCAGGGGUUAAGGCAACAUCUGGAAGUUCCAAUUACCAUUAAAAAUAAUUAUGUAAUAACCAAAACAAAAUGGAUGUCUUCAUUCAUAAACAAUUGUAUACAAUCAUAACAACAAUGUCCAUUUUAUCCAUUCAAGUAUGAAUCAAACCAAUCCUCCUUGAAACAUGCGCAGGAAGGAGGAAGACUGGUCUGUUAUUAUAUUAUCCACAUAUUACAUUUUCAUUAAAGAAAACUGCAACUCCUCCUUUUUGUAAUAACCAGUACAAUAGGUGUUAAGUUAUUGCAAAAUGUGUGAAAAUGUUUAGAACAAUAUGGAUAUUAUUACAUAAUCAAUAUAAAAUGUGUUACCUUUUGUGGAAUUAUUACAUAAUGUGUGGUUUCAAUGCCUUAUUUAACCAAUGUGACAACAUCUCUCCCCACCCAUUCUUCCUCCUCCUCCUCCUCCUCCUCCUCUGUAUACCCCUUUACCAGUUUUACUCAUUCCCUUCAGUCAUUCUCAUGGCAGCAUGGACCAAAAAACAAUUACACAGUAUUUUACACAUGGUGAACUUACAUUCAUAGCGUUUAAAUACACAGUUUUGACAAAAACAUUACACUCUUACUGUCGAGGUGCUUUGAAAUGUUUGUUAUCCUUUUUUGACAAUAUUACGACAGCAUUGUGGAACUUGUUAAUGUUUUUAUCUAAAUAAAUAGUGUUCUUUAUUCACACUCGACAGCUUUAAAUAAACAUUUCACAUUUAAGUUGUAGGUCAGCAUUUCAAACAUUUGUUGUCAACAUAAACGACAUGUUCUCUUAUAUUUGUCGCCUUACUAAUUUCUAAUAACUUUAAUAGCCUCAAAGAUGCCUUUCAGAAGAUGAUAGCAAUGCAAUUUAUUUUUUGUUGCAACACUUAAGUGCCGAAUUUGAAAAAGUAGAGGAUUUAAUAUACAUAAAUAUACCCUGAUUUCAUAAUCCUCAACUCUUCAAGUAUGCAGUGUCAGGUUUUUGUAGCUACAUCCCUAGUUUUUUAUUAGGGAUUUUUAACUGUUUGUAGUCUUAUUUUUAAGUCAAAGCUAACAUCCUGCCUCUUACAUUUACACACUUUAUUAGACAGUUUCCUGUUCUCAUUUACUGCAUUAACAUUUACUACAGUUAAACUCCUACAUAAUACAUGUGUAAAACUUGACUUAAUGUGCUUUAAAGAUUAGUAGAUGAUCUUAAUAUGUUAACCCC
Molecule: messenger RNA, 2666 nt
Organism: Notothenia coriiceps (black rockcod)
Lineage: Eukaryota; Metazoa; Chordata; Actinopteri; Perciformes; Nototheniidae
Gene: anxa13l
Product: annexin A13, like
Exons: 11
Coding region: 324-1274 (316 amino acids)
Cellular component (GO): nucleus; cytoplasm; vesicle membrane
Molecular function (GO): calcium ion binding; phosphatidylserine binding; calcium-dependent phospholipid binding
Source: RefSeq, a predicted model, not a curated record